ACAUUUGUUAAAAAUCCAUAGAUACAAACGGAUUUGAUUUGAGUUGAACGCAGUGUGAAUGGAGAAACCGCAUAACUUUAGCCGUUCAACUAAUGAAAAAAAUAAAACCGUUUCCAAGUAGUAUUUUAUAAAUUUUAGACAUUUUUGUUAGAUAAAAUAAAUAAUAGUAAAAAUAUUUCGGUUUGUUUUAUUAAUUUAAUAUGUAAUUUCUUGUGAUAAAACCUUGUAUUUCCAUAAAAAGUGAUAUUAUUUCUUCCUAUAAAUUAUAUACCUUUAUAAUAUUCCAAUGCAAAGUACAACAUAAAUUCGUAUAGUACAGGCCAUGGUCAUGGCGACACAGUUUUUUUUUUAUUUUUAUAAAAAGUAAAUAAAAAUUUAUAUCAUGGAGAGUGGUGUGAAAGUGCCAAAAAUUUUAUAAAAUUAAAAUAUGAGAGAUUUUCAAUUGAAUUCUUUAAAUCAAAAGAAUGAUUGGUUCCUAUUGUGGCUUUGUUUAUAUCAAGCCAAAAUUUGCAAUAAAAAGGCUCUUGUGUGAAUAUUUAUCUGAGAGUUUAUCGUCAAUUACCAAAAGCAAUAGUUUACAUUUUUGUAUCACGGUUAAAUAUUAAAAAAAAAAAGUAUAUAAUAAUAACAGACCUCGAUAACUUUAAAACUCAAUUUACAAAAUACUGCAUUUAAAUAAUUUAAAAAAAAAAAUUUUAAUCAUAUGAAUGUCUUGAAAUCAUUAAAUAUAAAAGAGUGAUUGUGAAUAAAAAUGAUGUUAAGAAGUUGUGUAUGCUUUCGUCGUGAUAAACGUCGAAGUUCAAGUUUUGAAGAUUCAUCUUCAUGUCGAUCUUCGGAAAUUGAAAGAGGAGGAGGAGAAGAUGGUGGAGGUCAACAUACGAGUUCCAGUUUACUUAAACUACUAAAUUCAAAGGGAUGGUAUCGAAAGUGGCGUAAGCCUGGAAGGGGUAUGAGCAUGACGAAGCUGGAACGAACAAUGAAAGCGGCAUUACUGAUUCAACGAUGGUAUCGCCGAUAUUUAGCUCGCAUGGAGGUACGUCGCCGUUAUACUUGGACUAUUUUCCAAAGCAUUGAAUAUGCUGGUGAACAGGAUCAAGUAAAGCUUUACAACUUCUUCAAUGCACUUCUAACUCAUAUCCCGGAUGCAUCUGGAAGAUCCUCUGAUUCCCAACCAACUUCAAGAGCUUCGUCAACUGACAACCUUGACGCUAAAUAUUCGGAUGAAUCUGAUGAUCAUGGAGAUCAACAUGAUGGAAAUUCGUCUGAAAAGACUUACCGUGGUCCUCACUUAAAAUUUCCUCUAGAGAAAAAGGAUGUUCAUACUUUGAUUGACCUAUUCCGCAAGAAAAAAUAUAACCGUUUACAUGCUAAAUAUGUAGCUGGAAUUCUGAGAGAGGCAUCGAAUAAGCUCAAGCGUCUUCCAAAUCUCAAUCCUGCAUCGACAGCUAUUUCUAAGCAAGUAACAAUAUGUGGUGAUUUACAUGGAAAAUUAGAUGAUCUUUUGGUGGUUUUUCAUAAGAAUGGUCUUCCUUCAACCGAAAAUCCGUACGUUUUCAAUGGAGAUUUUGUCGAUCGUGGCAAAAAAGGACUUGAGGUAUUUCUUUUGUUACUUUCUUGUUUCCUUGUCUUCCCAGGAGGAGUUUUUCUAAAUCGAGGUAACCACGAGGAUACAGUUAUGAACGCUAGAUAUGGUUUCAUCAAGGAAGUCCAACAAAAGUACAAGCAUAAUUCUGAAAAGCUUUUGAAAUUAAUUGAAGAAGUUUAUCGAUGGCUACCAUUGGGAACGAUUGUUAAUAAUAGAGUAUUGAUAGUACACGGCGGAAUAUCAGAUACCACUAAUCUGGACCUCAUCAAAAGCUUAGAUAGAGGAAAGUAUGUUUCCAUACUUCGACCGCCUAUUGCUGAAGGUGGUUCUGCUCCAGGAGAGGGGAUUGACAAAGUUGAAUGGAAGCAGGUAUUUGAUAUUAUGUGGAGUGACCCACAGCAUUUGGAUGGUUGUGAACCCAACAGUCUUCGAGGUGCCGGCACAUAUUUUGGCCCUGAUGUUACACAAACAUUUUUGCAAAAAUAUAAACUUUCUUUUUUGGUCCGCUCACACGAAUGCAAACCUGAUGGACAUGAACUUACCCAUUCGGGCAAGGUCAUAACUAUUUUCUCGGCUUCAAACUAUUAUGCCAUUGGGUCUAAUAAAGGUGCUUACCUAAAGCUUAAUCCACAAUUGGACACCCAUUUUGUUCAAUAUACAGCAGCAGCAUCGAAAACCAGAAAACUAACCUUUCGUCAAAGAGUUGGGCUCAUUGAAAGCUCGGCCUUGCAGGAGCUAGGAGCUAAAUUGCUUGACAAGCGCGAAGAACUGGAAAGAGAAUUUAAAAAAAGAGAUCCUAAGGGAACAGGUAAGCUAAGCCUGUCAAAAUGGUGUGAGGCUAUGGAAGAAGCUACUCAUUUGGGUUUACCAUGGAGAUUGUUACGUGAAAAACUUGCACCUUCGUCAGUUGAUGUGAAUUCUUCAGCGUACGUUUCAGGGCAAACGACCAACGUUACUGAAGUUUACUAUAGAAAUACUCUUGAACUUCUGGACACCGAUAUUAUAAAAACUGCUCAGGCUGGAAGUACGUCAGUGGCUGAUUCUCUUUAUAAGAACAAAAGUAGCCUCGAAGCUAUUUUUAGAAUUUUAGAUAAAGAUAACUCUGGUUAUAUCUCGUUGGAAGAAUUUGGCGAAGCAUGUGACUUGCUUGAACACCAUUUACCAGGUACUGAUACACGAGAACAACUAUUGGAAAUGUGCAAAAUGAUGGAUAUUAAUAAAGAUGGAUCAGUCGAUUUAAAUGAAUUCCUAGAAGCAUUUAGAUUGUGUGAACAAGUGCGGAAAGGUGAGGUACCGAGCUCAGUAAACUCUCCAUGUGAAGCGAAAACGAUAUCCAUUGCAGAUAAAAAUGGUCGAACAGCUAAAGGUGCUCGCAUAGCUUCAGAAGAUGAUGAUGGUGAUAUUGAUCCAUCUGACCACGACUCAAAGAUGCUUGUACCAAAAACCAAGCAAAAAGAUGCACUGCCUAAGAAUAAAACUCGUGCAGACUAAAAAAAAUGCUAAAUUAUCAAAAAUAUUAUAUAAUCUAUUUUACUAAUACAUACAUAUAUAUUAAAAAAAAAAAAAAGAAACUCUCAUUAUACUUAAAAAAAAA
This is a messenger RNA of Episyrphus balteatus (marmalade hoverfly), 3179 nucleotides long. It is a transcript of the gene rdgC, whose product is annotated as serine/threonine-protein phosphatase rdgC. Gene Ontology annotation, molecular function: protein binding; calcium ion binding; protein serine/threonine phosphatase activity. Bases 752 to 3076 code for a protein of 774 amino acids. The transcript has 15 exons. Gene Ontology annotation, biological process: detection of stimulus involved in sensory perception. Gene Ontology annotation, cellular component: nucleus; cytosol. The record is from RefSeq and is a predicted model, not a curated record. Lineage: Eukaryota; Metazoa; Arthropoda; Insecta; Diptera; Syrphidae.